AUGUCUGCUCCUUCCAACGUGUCCGGAGAUCUCAUCUGGGAGGUUGUCCGUAACAACAAUGCUUUCCUCGUCAAGCGCAAGUCGGCCGGCGGCGUCCAAUUCUCUCGCGACCCCUUCAACUUGACCAACAAACACUCGAGAAAGCAUGCUGGUUUCGUGAACAACAAGGCCGUUGCUCUUCAUCUCAACGAGAAGGGUGGUGUUACAUUACAGACCAAGAAGUCCAACUCUCACAACAAGCCUGCUUCUUCCAGCAACACACAUGCCUAUAAAAAGGGCACGACGAAUCGCCGGUGCGUACAAAUCUCCGGAAAUGUCAAACUCACAUAUGCUGAUGAUUUCUACAGAACCUACGCCAGUGUCGCAGGUGCCGUGGGCAAGGGAUCGUACCGCAGUGAUUUGAACAAGGACGCCGUUGCCCGAGCCAGUGCUCUCAAGAAGUCGCAGCAACCCAAGAAGGAUGCCCCAGAGAAGAAGAGCCGCGGAAAGAAGGCCUCGAAGACGGAGGCAUAG
Messenger RNA from Exophiala bonariae, 513 nucleotides. RefSeq lists its product as uncharacterized. NCBI's taxonomy places the organism in Eukaryota, Fungi, Ascomycota, Eurotiomycetes, Chaetothyriales, Herpotrichiellaceae. Bases 1 to 513 code for a protein of 170 amino acids. Gene Ontology annotation, biological process: translation. Gene Ontology annotation, cellular component: cytosolic large ribosomal subunit; ribosome. The transcript has 2 exons. Gene Ontology annotation, molecular function: structural constituent of ribosome. The record is from RefSeq and is a predicted model, not a curated record.